AUGGAUACCUCUGUAUCAGAAGAGAGUGACUCUGCUAGCAGCAGCAACGCAGAGGAGAAUCACUCCAAGACCGUUUGCAAAACCCUCUAUGAAUGUACAAGUCUGGAGUCUGACUCUGAAUUUGAUGAGGAACUCUGCAAGAAAGAUAUUGAAGAACUUUUGAAUACCAAUCCAGAUGUUUUCAAACACUGUAAACUUGUAAUGGAAAGACACAAUAAGGCGUAUGCCAGGCCUCUCGACGAACCAACACUCUGUAUCAAAAUCUCUGGAAGAGAAAAUGUGGGCAGGUCUUUUCCUGGAGAUGAUGUCUGUGUAGAGAUCUUGAACAGAGAACAGUGUCCGCAGGAAGGUGAAGUGUUAAAAGGGAGGGUUGUCGGACUAAUAAAUAGAGAUGAAAACUCCCUAACCUUCAUCUGUAAGAUGGUGGAAGGCAACCCAAAACUUGUUACACCUGUUAACAAACACAUGACCAGAAUACGAACAGUUCAAACAAAGCCUGACAUGGGGAUAGUUGAACUACGACAAUACAAGUGUGGACACUGGGUCAGAAAGGAAUUUGUAAAUAUUGCUGAGAAUCAAAUGUUGAUAGUCAAGGUUAUAAAAUGGGAACAUGGGAAAACAUACCCUCUCGGAGUGGUUACAAAUGUAAUUCCAGAGUGUGAUGCUUUGGAUGAAAUGCUAGACAUUGAACUUGGCUGUAAAGACACACCUCCACCAUUCAAACUACAACCUGAAGACGAUAAGGCUUUAGACAGGAUGAAUUUGUGUGACAUUAUCACUUUCACCAUUGACCCACCUACAGCUGAAGACCUGGAUGACGCCAUUAGUGUGAGUGAAAUUAACUGUGAUCGCUAUCAGAUUGGUAUUCACAUUACAGACGUCGCAAGUUGCAUUUCCAAAGAUAGCGAGCAAGACCAAUUCGCUAGACUGCGUGGCAAAACAAUUUACACUCCAGAGAAGGGAGACGUGACCUUCAUGUUUUCAAGAGAGCUGAGCAAUGACCACUUGAGUGUUUUGCCUGAAAAGAAACGGAAAGCCAUAUCCCUGCUGAUAGACAUUGACAAGAAAACAAGCAAUAUACUAAACUUUGAUUUUGCUGAAACCCUGAUUAUAUCUGACAGACGGAUGUCAUACGAAGAGGCUGACCAAAUUAUUCAGAAGUACUGCUUGGAUGACACUGAGCCUCUGCGGUUCUCUUGCGUGGAGGAUUGUGUAGCUGUCGCUUACCGUUUCUCCGAAGAGCACCGAAAAUGCAGGCUGGAAGAUGGAUGGCUGUUUGGGAGGCAGGCAGGGCAAAGUUGCUCUCGUGCAAUGGUGGAGGAACUAAUGAAUCUCUACAAUAGUGCUGCAGCUGAAGAACUCAUAUCUACAGGUGUCACAAGAGAUCUCACACCACUGAGAUACUGA
This is a messenger RNA of Sinocyclocheilus rhinocerous, 1407 nucleotides long. RefSeq names its product helicase with zinc finger domain 2. Gene Ontology annotation, cellular component: P-body. The coding region runs from base 1 to 1407 and encodes 468 amino acids. The transcript is spliced from 2 exons. Gene Ontology annotation, biological process: mRNA catabolic process. The record is from RefSeq and is a predicted model, not a curated record. NCBI's taxonomy places the organism in Eukaryota, Metazoa, Chordata, Actinopteri, Cypriniformes, Cyprinidae. Gene Ontology annotation, molecular function: 3'-5'-RNA exonuclease activity; RNA binding.